CGAUCGUAGCUUCCAAUUACUCGCCCCACACUCCGUAACGGCUCUCCGGUGGCCGAACCAAAAAAAAAAAAAGAAAAAAAAGAAAGAAAAAUUGUUAAGCGCGAAAUCAAAAAUUUACAAAACUAAAUAAUAGGAAUGCUUUAUUAAUCUUUAUUUUUGGCGCCGUUUUUGGUCCCCAAUUUGAUUUGAAAUUGAAACCCUCUCUCUUCCAAUCCAUGGCGGCUUCUCCAGCCCUAAGCAACAACUCCUCCGACACCGCCACUACUGCUUCCACCGCCGUUGCACUUUCUAUACCUCCAUCUUCCGCCACUACCACUGCCACUGCCACUGCUAUUGCCGCUGUUGCUGCCCCGAUCUCCGUUCCCUCCGUCAUUCCGGCUGUUAACACCGUCAAUCGUACGGACACACCGCCUAAGACUCUUCGCGGACUUAAUAAGCCUAAGUGUAAGCAGUGUGGUAAUGUCGCUCGCUCUAGGUGUCCAUAUGAAUCAUGCAAGAGUUGCUGUGCCAAAGCUCAAAAUCCAUGUCAUAUUCAUGUUUUGAAAGCAAAUGCCACUUUUCCUGAUAAGGCACCAACAUCAAGUUCUCCUUUAUUUGACCAGCAGUCUACUGACGCAUCGUCAUCAGGGAAUUCACAUAGAGUGGCUUCAUAUCGGCAUCUUUCAAGCAGUUUUUCUCAAUUCAGUAACGUGCAAAUCCCUGUCCGAUCAAGGAAGCCAUUGACUAGAAAGGAUGCUGCAGCUAUAAAUGAAUGGAGAUUUGCCAAGUUAAAAGAAUACAAGGAAAGAAGUAUUGAAGUGGAAAAUGAAUCUUUUGAUCGAUACAUGCAAAAUGUCAACUUAUUGGAGGAACUAUUUUCAGUGAAAAGUAGUCCCGACAGAUCAAAUGACGAUGAGUCAUCUAUACCAAACCGUAACCCUGCUUCGAUGGAAGAUGACUAUGAUGCUGCAUUUUCAGGUUUGAAGUUGAAGAUGAGGUCUAACCCUCUGAGAACUAGUAACUUCAGAAAGAGAAUACAUCAAAUUGUUGAUCGAGGAUUAAAAAAGCUUCAGAAGAGUGGGUUGGAUGGCUGUGAUAACGGACCGGUUGAUCCAAAGGAGUUGGACAAAGGGCCCAAAAGUGAAGAAGAUUUGUGGGCUGAAAGGGCUUCAACUUUAAAUGAGCUUGUUGACAAGCUAAACAAAGCCCGAAACGAGGAGGAUUUAAAAUCUUGUUUGGAGGUAAAAUCUCAGCUUUUUAAUCAUCAUAAUAAAGAAAUUCAAUUAGAGUCUAGGGAUAUAAAGUCAUUAACUGAGGAGACUGGCAAAAAUGAUUUGGAAGUAAGUAGAGAAGUAAACUUUUCAUUGCCAUCAUUGAUCACUCCAACCGAAAUAGAUCAAGAAACUCUAAGACAUGUGGAUGCUCACUUCUCUUCCCUUGAUGGAAUAGAAAGUCUAUAAUUAGAGCUUAGAGAUAAGAUAAGACUUGGAACAAGAUUUGGAUUGUAGAUUAGCCAAUUUGGGAGGUUUAUAGGUUUAGGAAAACGAAAGAAAAAAAAAGAGGCACACAAUUUUUAUGUAAUUUCAUUUUAGAAUGCAUAUGUUUUUAGUUCCAUAAAUUAAUGUGUUUAUAAAUAGUUAAUUACCUCCAAUUUGUAUUCUGUUUGAAGAUACAUUGAUUUUCUCAUUAAUUCCUUGAUACGUUACAAUA
Messenger RNA from Cannabis sativa, 1689 nucleotides. RefSeq lists its product as uncharacterized. The transcript has 5 exons. Lineage: Eukaryota; Viridiplantae; Streptophyta; Magnoliopsida; Rosales; Cannabaceae. The record is from RefSeq and is a predicted model, not a curated record. The coding region runs from base 216 to 1439 and encodes 407 amino acids.